ACGCCGUCCCAUCGUCUGGGCACCAUGGCCCGUCCGGCUCCGUCGUUUUCACCUGGCAACCUGCUCACCGGCCAGGGCUGGUUCCUCACGACCCCCAUGUACUACGGCAACUACUACCGCGGCCGCAUCCCGAUGGCUGGCGGCAGCUCGUACUACAUGCCGUCAGCCUACCUCAACAUCACCACCUUAUGCAUCACUUUCCAGCUCAUCAUGCUGGCCAGCAGCACGGCCCGCUCCUACCGCAAGAACUUCAUCGAUGUGUCGACCGACACCAGCGGCACCACCGCCAACCUGAUACUGGCUGGCUGGGACGCCCGGGUCACCUCCCAACAGCUGGCCGAGCUCAAACGGAACGGCAUCUACAGCUCCCUCCAGAAGAAGCUAAAGAAGAAGGAGGCGGCGGCGGAGGCGGCGGCGACUCCGGAGGACGAGGAGGCGGCAGCGCGCCGCCGCCGGGCCAGCCUCUACACGGCGCUGGGUCGCACGGCCAGCAACCUGCUGGUGCUGGGCGUGCUGGCCGCCAUCUCGGCCCUCACCUGGCUGGUCAUGAGCAUGGAUGCGAGUGAGGGACAGGAGGGCAACACGAUAUCUCUGUUGGCGUCGGCGCUCAUGAUCAGCAGCUCGAUGGCGUUGUUCCCGCUGCUCUUCCAGCUGCUCGGCCAGCUGGAAAACUUCACGCACGCGCGCGCCCUUAUGUUUAUCACGCUUAUCAGGAUGGUGGUGAUGGCCAUCAUCAUCCUCGGCACCAUCGUCAUCUACUGGGUGCACAAGGUCAACACGGAGGCGGCCGACAAGAGCCGGGUGCGCCAGCGGUGCUGGGAGGACCAGGUGGGCUCGGAGCUGUACCAGCUCAUGCUCGUGGACCUCAUCUUCACGCUGGUCGUCGAGAUCGGGCUGGAGGGCGUCAGGAAGCUCUCGUUCCAGAAAGGCCUGAUGUGGGCGGAGGAGCCGCACUUUGACAUUCCGCGCAGCACCAUGUUCCUGAUUUACGGCCAGACCCUGGUGUGGACGGGCACCUACUUCAGCCCCGUCCUCUCCCUCAUGGGCUCCCUCAAGCUCAUCAUCACCUUCUACGCUCGGAAGUGGUCGCUGGAGCACAACUGCCAGCCCCAGGCCCGCUCCGUUCGAGCCUCGCAGACCCAGACCGUGUUCCGGGUGGUGGCCUUCAUCGUCUGCUUCCUCGCCGCCUGCUUCACCGGCUACAUCAUCUUCAAUGUGCACCCUUCGGAGAAGUGCGGCCCGUUCCAGGGGCGAUCGGCGCCGUGGGUGGUCGUCAAUGACACGCUGAACAAGUGGCGGGACGAGGGCCACACGUUCGUGUACGGCCUGGCCGUCUGGUCCAACCGACCCGGUGUGGUGAUCGUCUGGAUGCUCGUGUUCAGUGUGGUGGCCUACUACCUACGCUCGCUGGCGCUGGCGCGCGAGGAGAUGAUCGUCCUACUGCGUGGUCAGCUCGCGCUGGAGGGACAGGACAAGGUGGUGCUGCUCCAGCUCAUCGACGAUGCCGCCAGCAGACUGGACGAAAUGAGGAAGGGCCAGCAGGAGGAGCCGGAGGAGGAGCUGCGCGUGCUGCUGGAGCCGGGGGAGGUGGCUGGCGACAGGCGCGAGUCUCUGCCGCCCGAGGCGCUGCUGGCCGAGGCUAGGCGUGCGACCGGCACCGGCAGGAAGCGCAUGGGGGUCAGCCCCGGCCGUACCAGCCACUCGGUCAGGCGACCCCAGCUCAAGCUCAGGACACGCCAGCAGGGCAAGGCCGCCAGGAGCUCGCUUUGGUCACAAUUCCAGGACUUCGUCCGAGAGUCUUCUGACGAGGCUUCGGAGUCGGACUCCAAUAUCAGCGGCUAAGUACUGGUCUCGCCACGGGCACCCCAGCAAGAAGUAAACAUGCUGACGCGAGCCGCAUCAGCUGACUUCGAACACCGUCAGCGGCCAUCCAAGGUCUUCGCAAUGCCUGCAGACAAAAUCUGGCGUUCCAGUACCCGGGCGAUUUUCAAGUACGAUGCCUGUUUAGUGUGACGUUGCGGGCUGAUCGCACGGUUGGCCGUCUGCGAUGACGUUUUCAGCGUGAAACAUCCGGCAGUAGUCAAACGUUCGAAUGCUCAGUUAAUAUCAUCAGAGUGUGCUGAGCGGCGUGCGUCGAAGGCAAGGACGAUUAGUGGAGGGCUUCUCACACAUCAGUGUGGUGCACUGAAUUUUACUGUACAAACGCUUCCAUUCGUAGAGGCAUGCGUCGUUACAUGCAUGCUGCGCGCGCCAUGGACUUUCAGUGGUUGUUCAGUUCGGUUCGCUCAUCUCGUGUUGCGUUGAACGGUUGCCAGUUUUCUGUUUCACAGUAUUGCUCGGGAUGUCAUGGCCGUGAUUUGAUGUUUUGUUUCGAGCUCGCUGUGCUGUGUCUGCCGCAUUCAUGUGCCAUUCUGCGUCACGUGCACAUUACCACCUAACUCCUGUGUUGUCUUAUAGGAGUCCUGCUUUGUUGCGGGGAGCUCCCGUUCAGGUGGUUGUUGUA
Messenger RNA from Pollicipes pollicipes, 2503 nucleotides. Its product is annotated as transmembrane channel-like protein 6. NCBI's taxonomy places the organism in Eukaryota, Metazoa, Arthropoda, Thecostraca, Pollicipedomorpha, Pollicipedidae. Gene Ontology annotation, cellular component: plasma membrane. The record is from RefSeq and is a predicted model, not a curated record. Gene Ontology annotation, molecular function: mechanosensitive monoatomic ion channel activity. The coding region runs from base 25 to 1842 and encodes 605 amino acids. The transcript has 16 exons.